Venturia canescens is the source of this 1725-nucleotide messenger RNA. It is a transcript of the gene carmine, whose product is annotated as AP-3 complex subunit carmine. NCBI's taxonomy places the organism in Eukaryota, Metazoa, Arthropoda, Insecta, Hymenoptera, Ichneumonidae. The transcript is spliced from 9 exons. The coding region runs from base 184 to 1437 and encodes 417 amino acids. Gene Ontology annotation, biological process: intracellular protein transport; endocytosis. The record is from RefSeq and is a predicted model, not a curated record. Gene Ontology annotation, cellular component: cytoplasmic vesicle; clathrin adaptor complex.
GCUUCAAACUUCAUCUGUGGUGAUCUGGUGCAUCUAGUCUAGUGCACGUUGCAUCGUUUGUAUUCAAGAAAGAGGUGUCAAAAACUCUCAUGCAGGUCUAUAAAAUCUGUCGAAUGAUAUUGAACUGAUGGUUGAUUUUGUAAAUCUUUAUUUAGCUCUUGUUUAUCCGCUUCAUUAAAAAUCAUGAUCAACAGCCUUUUUAUCAUUAAUUCUUCUGGCGAUGUUUUCAUGGAGAAACAUUGGAAGAGUGCAGUGGCCCGAUCCUUGUGUGAUUAUUUCUUUGAUCAGCAAAGACGUGUUCUCUCUCCGGAAGAUACACCACCUGUCAUUGCAACGCCUCACCAUUAUCUCAUUAGUGUAUACAGAUGCAGCAUGUUCUUUGUGGCUGUAUGCACUACAGAAGUUCCUCCGCUAUUUGUCAUUGAGUUUCUGCACAGAGUUGUGGACACUUUUGAAGAUUAUUUUAAUGAAUGCACUGAAACUACAAUAAAGGAAAAUUAUGUAGUUGUCUAUGAAUUGUUAGACGAAAUGUUAGACAAUGGCUUCCCACUUGCCACUGAAUCCAACAUUCUGAAGGAACUCAUCAAGCCUCCAAAUAUAUUGCGAACGAUAGCCAAUACAGUUACUGGCAAAUCAAAUGUCAGCGCAAUUUUACCGAGUGGACAGCUCUCUAACGUUCCCUGGAGGAGAACAGGUGUAAAAUAUACGAAUAACGAAGCAUAUUUUGAUGUCGUUGAAGAAGUGGAUGCUAUCAUUGAUAGAUCGGGCGCUACUGUUUUUGCUGAGAUUCAGGGAUAUAUCGAUUGUUGUAUAAAAUUGAGUGGAAUGCCUGAUCUCACUCUUUCUUUCAUGAAUCCACGAUUAUUCGAUGAUGUGAGCUUUCAUCCUUGUGUUCGAUUCAAGCGAUGGGAGUCGGAAAGAAUAUUGUCGUUUAUUCCUCCCGAUGGCAAUUUUCGUUUGCUGUCGUAUCACAUAGGCUCGCAAAGUGUCGUAGCAAUUCCAAUUUACGUUAGACACAACAUCAGUCUGAAGGAAGCUGGUGGUGGGAGAUUGGAUAUAACAGUGGGACCAAAACAGACAGUGGGGAGAACUCUGGAAAACGUCACAUUGGAAAUCCCAAUGCCCAAAGUAGUUUUAAACUGCAGUCUCGUGCCUAACCAGGGAAAAUAUUCCUUCGAUCCUGUGAGCAAAGUACUUUUUUGGGACGUCGGAAGAAUAGAUUUUUCGAAGCUGCCAAAUCUUCGGGGUUCGAUAAGCGUGCAAAAUGCGGCUACCGUGGUGGAAUCAAAUCCUGCCAUAAAUGUACAUUUUACAAUAAAUCAGCUCGCCGUUUCUGGUUUAAAAGUUAAUGGAUUGGACAUGUAUGGUGAAAAAUAUAAGCCGUUUAAAGGUGUAAAAUACAUCACCAAAGCCGGAAGAUUUCAAAUAAGAAUGUGAGAUCAACUGAAGCUAAGGAACAAGAGCAUUUGAAUAUAUGAAGUUUAACCGGAGAGUGCAAUGCUACACUGAAGAGAGCCAAAUCUCUAUUUUUAUCAUCGAUUGGUAUGAAAAAUGGAGUACAGGGAUUUUUUUUAUGAAAGAGCGGAAAGUCUGUCUUGCUUCUGAUUGCAGGUUAUAUUUUUUCGCUCUUAUUAUAUAAUUAUAAUUAUUACGAUUUUGAGAUGGUUUAUCGAUUAAUCAUUGUACAAUGUAAACUCUUCGAAAUGAAAUCAUUUAUAUAGCAAA